Molecule: messenger RNA, 2591 nt
Organism: Xyrichtys novacula (pearly razorfish)
Lineage: Eukaryota; Metazoa; Chordata; Actinopteri; Labriformes; Labridae
Source: the annotation of a GenBank genome assembly
AUGAGAGUCGAGCCUUCGCCUUCAUGGGACUUUGGGAACAACACCAGCUUGGAGGACUACACUGACAUCGCCUUUGUUGCUGCCAACUGCCUGAUUCUGUUGAUCACCUCUGUUGUUGGGGUUGCAGCGAACAUCUUUGUCAUCAUUGCUGUUUAUCACCAAAAGUCCCUCCAAACUUGGAACAACGCACUGGUGGUGAAUCUUGCAGUUAUCGACAUUUUGAGAUGUGCAAUAGACUGCCCUCUCCUCUUCACCAUCGUCAUCACCGUGCAUGAGAGAGGACAUGCCGAUGAGUUGAUCUGUGAUGCACAGGUGGCCUCUUUCUCCUUCAGCUGCUGCAUCCAGCUGCUGACACUCGCCUGUAUAAGUGCAGAGAGAUACCAGGCCAUCGCACAGCCCUUCAAAAUCAGCCAGAGAAGAAAGAGGAUCAUGGUUCUGAUUCCUCUCACAUGGACUUUGGCUAUUCUGGUGGCUGGUUUUUGCCUCACAUUUGUGAGGGACUCACCCGUGCAAGUGAAAUGCAAAGGACUUCCAAGAGGAACAACUUCAGACUCCUAUGACACCUUUGGACUUUACAUAUUGUUUCCACUUUGGGCAGCUUGCUUUGCCGUUAUCGUGGGAUUCUACGCACGCAUAUUUUUCCUUGUGAGAUCACACAACCGCAAAAUAUUCGACAAAGGGAUCAUCUUGGUGUCAAAAAGUGACGAAACAGCAGUAAAGCAAACUAAAGAAGAAACCGAAGCUGUGGAAGUUGGAUGUGGAAACCCUGAGCAGAGUCAGAACCUGAGCAAAAGUGUCCCUGAUGGGUUGACACAAGUUGAACCAAAUUCAUCCAACAAAGGUUCAACAACUGCUCAACUCCCUGUUGGUGCAGACAACAGAAAAGUUCUAACAAAUGCUCUCGAGAUAACUGACUUGGAAACAGGACAUCAAUCCUCUUUGCAGAUUAAAGUGGAAACAGAGGAGAAACCUCGUAAAACUGAGCGGUCCAACCCAUGUGACAGAAAAGCUGCAGAGAAACCAUCAACAAAUGAAGCUGCUAAUGGAGUCAAUAACUCAACUACAAAACCUGAGAAAGCCUCAAGCAGCUUGGAAACAGUCAAACAGUCCAAAGAGAGAUCGAAGACUGACACAGCAGCCUCUGAAAUGAAAGAAACAAGACCCCAUCUUAGCUCCCCUGCAAAGGUAGAAAAUCCUGGAUCCACAUCUGUUUUACUGAGUGAGCAAAAACAACCCAAGAAAAGCAACAGAGAAAGAGCGCUGCCUGUUGUCACUGUAGAUCAAGCGUCCUCAUUACCUCCUGUCUCCGUCGACGUACCUGAAACAGAAGCUGCGAAACAAGAUGUGGAGGCGGAAGGUGCCGUUUGCAUGAUGCCUUCAAAAACGAGCAAAGAGAGGGUGAAGAAGAAGAAGGAAAGCAAAAUGGCAAAGCGUGCCGGCUACAUAAUUAUAACGUUCCUUUUAUUCUGGCUGCCAUUGAUCACAUCCAUCCUGGUGAAUCUAGUCAUUCACAAAAACAAGAACUCACCGGUAAGUCUAAGUUAAGAUGAAAAUGCAAGUUUUGUUUUAAAAUGUUGCAUAAAGUUUUGUCUGAAGUGGGUGAAUAACUCUGUUUUAAAAUGUGUAUAAAGGGUUUCUGGACUGCUUAUAGAUCUAAAGCUCUAAACUCGUGUUUAAGUCCAUGAUUGUCAUCAUUUUGUACAUUUUUAAAGUUAAAGUGCAAGUUUAAAUGUGAUAUAUUUGUAUAUUGUAUUUUCAAGAUAUAGCACAUCUUCCUAGAUAAAUAUAUAUCAUUCAUGUGAGCAAUAACUAAACAUCAUAUAAAAAACUUUAUUCCCAUCCACAUACCAUGUAACCACAUCCAAAACCUUAGGGUGGAAGGCUCUAUAUGAUUACUUUAUAUGAUAUUUUAUGGUUUCUAACAUGUGAAAAUUUCCAUUUUGUCUUUAGAUGCUAAUCAUCACCCAGCACGUGGACAUCUUGUUGGUGUCUGUCGCCUGCAUCACAUCUCUGAGUGACCCCAUAAUCUACGCAGCAGUGAACCCUCAGUUUCGUACAGAGUUUUGCAGAAUUAAAAACAGGGUCGAAUCCAUAUUCAGUAAGAAAUGAUCACAUUCUCACUGCUGUCUCCAAGUCACACUGGACCAAAUACCCAGAUUCAUUAUUCAGAGUCUAACUGAAUAUUAAGAGGGUUAACAUUUGCCCAGUUUGUUCAAAUAUUAACUGCAUUGAACCCCACAUGUCAAAGGAUGAAUUUUAUUUGGUUAUAUAGGAGACCUAUUAUUUUAUGUCUUUGUGAUAUCUUAGAUUUAAUACUGGCCGACUUCUCAGCAGUCCCUAAACACUGCAGAGCAGAGGCGCUGCACGCUGGGAAAGACCGCUGUAGCCGGCACACAGAGCUCAGCAGGAGAGCAGUCUCUGCACUCUGGACCCACUGCUGGGCCGGCCAGGUCCUUACACGUCCUCCAGCACUACCUCAUUAUUAUCCCAUCCUUCCAUUAGUUAUCUGGAAAAAACAUUAUGAAAUCCAGCUAAUUACGUUCCAGAAAACAAGGAAAAGAAAAGACAAGGGCCGUUUAAAGGGUGUUUGA